GUCAGGAUGAAGAUCGUGCUUGUUUCACUAUUCCUAUCAUAUUUUUUGUUUCUUUAUUUCUUUGAUUUUGUUGAUGGAGACAAACAGGGUGAAACCAAACUGAAUGCCCUACAGUUUGUGAUCUACAACAAUGCGGAAGCCACAGUCAAACUGGAUUCUACAGCACUGAAAAAAAUCAUCCAGUUAUCGACAACGGGUACUUUUGCAUAUCACAAACAAGGAGUGAGUUUUUCUGUUUAUCCUAACUCGAAACGCCUGGCUCUUGGAUAUGGUCAGACGGUGAUAUAUGACGGGAUCCUGACGAACGAUGAAAAUGGAUAUGACGUCAGAACAGGAGUGUUCACAUGUCCUGUAGCGGGAACCUACAUGUUUGUUCUCGAUUGUCUCUCUCCUAAGCCAACAUGGAUACACAUUGUUAAAAACAAGAGUGUGGUAGGAUCUGUACAUAUAUCAACUGCUAACGAAGGCACAUCUUGGCAGCAGUUGAGUAGAACCGUCAUAUUAAAGGCAAGAAAAGGUGAUCACGUUAAAGUAGUUAAUAGUGGGAAAAACGGCAUCAUCCAAAUGGGUCGAUACUCUGGUUUCUCUGGAACUCUACUGUACCGAAGAAUUAAUGCAGAUAAGAAAUUGUAA
Ostrea edulis (European flat oyster) is the source of this 633-nucleotide messenger RNA. RefSeq names its product complement C1q subcomponent subunit A-like. The record is from RefSeq and is a predicted model, not a curated record. NCBI's taxonomy places the organism in Eukaryota, Metazoa, Mollusca, Bivalvia, Ostreida, Ostreidae. The transcript is spliced from 2 exons. The coding region runs from base 7 to 633 and encodes 208 amino acids. Gene Ontology annotation, molecular function: protein binding.